Molecule: messenger RNA, 651 nt
Organism: Saccostrea cuccullata (small rock oyster)
Lineage: Eukaryota; Metazoa; Mollusca; Bivalvia; Ostreida; Ostreidae
Exons: 1
Coding region: 1-651 (216 amino acids)
Source: RefSeq, a predicted model, not a curated record
AUGUAUUUGACUGAUAACGGUGACGUUUAUUUUGCCGAUCAUAUCAACUUUUCCAUCAGAUGUCUUUCACCAUCAGGAUCGGUCUUUACAGUCAUCAGUACAGAUCCACUGCGACCAUUAGGAAUCUGCCAGUCAGUGGAUGGUGGACUACUGGUCACCAUGAGAGACAUUGAAUCAGAUCUUUACAAAUUAGAGUCACACAGCAGACGUCUGGUGAGACACAUCACAGUGCCAGGUGAUGUCAUCCAUGAGUAUGAGUACCAGGAGGACUGUCAGACCAGACUGUUUACAUUGCCAUUCAUAGUCACACAGAACAGUAACAGUGAUAUCUGUGUUGUGAACUUUAAAAGUCUCAAUACAAGUGAACUAGUAUUAAUGUCUCCCUCUGGUCGUAUGAAGUCUGUCUACCGUGGACAGAAUCUGACAGAAAACUUUAAGCCAGCUGAUGUAGUGUGUGACUCCCUCUGUAACAUCCUUGUUACUGACCUUUACAACAAACAGAUCCAUCUACUGAGUCUUCGCGGAAAGUUUCUGAAGUUCUUACUGACAGACAAUGAACUGAACCAUCCAGUCAGAUUAUCACUAUACAAAUCUACCCUGUGGGUUGGAUACGGGGAAGGACUUGUCAAAGUGUUUGAGCUCAGGUCGUAG